This is a messenger RNA of Sordaria macrospora k-hell, 1173 nucleotides long. RefSeq lists its product as uncharacterized. The record is from RefSeq and is a predicted model, not a curated record. Lineage: Eukaryota; Fungi; Ascomycota; Sordariomycetes; Sordariales; Sordariaceae.
AUGAGCGACAAUCAACCCCGCCGCGGCCGCCGCGGCCCUGUGGUCACCGAUCGCGAGGAAUACUAUGUUCCGUACGCUAGCUAUGCGACCAAUUCUGCCGCGCCAAACCCGCAACCGCAGUAUAUUCCAACUCAGUUUCCGCCGGUACCUCAGGUUCAGGUUCUAUCAGGGCCUCAAUAUCCAUCUGGACCUCAGCUUCCACCGGGAGCCGUGGGAUACGUCCCUCCUUUGGCGAACCAGUGUCCCCCGCAGAGCGCUGUUGCCUACCCCGAGUGCCUGUUCGGAACGAUUCCGACGCCUUACACCAGCUUUCCUCGUGCGACAAGUGCACCCCAGCGCUGGGAACAAUUCGACAGUAUUGACUACAAUCCUUCUGCUCCCAAGCGCAAGACUAUCCAGUUCACCACUCCCCCGACUUCGUUUUCACGGGUUUCUACCCCAGACUACGAGCAAGAGUCCGACAAGGAGCCUGCCUACUCUCCGCCAAAGAAUGCGAACGGUUCUCCGAUCCCUCCGCCCCAGAAGGGCUUGAGCACAUUUCAUGCCACCACCCCUGAAGUUCCCAAACCUCCGCCUCCCAGCCCGGAAACUUUCCGUAUCCCCAUCAAGUCGCUCAAGUUGGACAAUCUACCCUCAUCGGCUUCGAUUGGCUAUCCUGCACCGGGUGAUAAGAGCGCCGCGUGCCAGCUCUGCGACUGGCACGAUCACACUGCUAAGACCUGUCCGCUGAACUCCGACAAGAAGGACAACCAGAAGGACAACAAGCAGCCUAGUGCUGAGGCUGUCUUCACCAGCAAGGAACAGAACGAGUACCAGGACCUUGCUCGCAAGGUCAGCCACAUCAUCCAGAAUGUCGUUCCUGAUUCCAAUCAGCCGCCCGCCACCAAUGAGACCAUGAUUCAGCACAUCAUGAAGUGCUUGUCCAGUCAUCCAGGCAACCCCGAGUACGUCCACAAGCAGCUGGGCAAGGAUGAAUACCAGGGUCAGUGGCUUUGCAUCAAGGCGAUGUGCGACAACAAGUGGGAGGGCCCAGUGUCGAUGGCAACCCGAGACAUCGAUUGCAAGUACUGCAAGAAGAAUCUCUCUGGUGAUCCGGUCACUCUUUGCUAUCAGAUCAAGCCCAGGCACGGCCGGGUCGCCCUGUAUCGGGAAGUUGGUACCUUGAGGGUUUAA